Molecule: messenger RNA, 933 nt
Organism: Pediculus humanus corporis (human body louse)
Lineage: Eukaryota; Metazoa; Arthropoda; Insecta; Psocodea; Pediculidae
Exons: 4
Coding region: 1-933 (310 amino acids)
Biological process (GO): biosynthetic process
Source: RefSeq, a predicted model, not a curated record
AUGAUUUCUUCCAAAAUUCCCUCCAAGUGGAGGGAUCCCCCAAAAAUUAUCAAAAUGCUUAAAAGGGCAAAAAAUACUUCUUCGAAUAUAUCAUCGUCUUUAAAUUAUUGCAUCGAUUUGGUUAGAAAAUUAGAUCAUGAUAAUUAUUUGUGUUCACUACUUCUUCCUGAAAAUUUGAGGGCCACUGCUUUUGCAAUCAGGGCUUUUAAUAUUGAGUUGUCAAAAAUUCAAGAACAAACUAGUCAACAGUACACUGGAGCUAUGAGAGUUAAAUUUUGGGAAGAGAGUUUGAAUCAAGUUUAUAGUGACUCUCCUCCCAAGCAUCCUGUUUUACAAGAAAUAUAUUUAGCAACAAAGAGGCAUAAAUUAUCAAAAUUUCAUUUUAAAAAACUUUUGACAACUAGGCUCAAUCAAUUGAAUGUGUCGACUUUUAAUGACAUGGCUGACAUGGAAUCAUAUGCAGAUAAAACUUGUAGUCCUGUGUUAAUGUUACUUUUAGAAGCAAUUAAUGUUAAAAAUUUAGAUUGUGAUCACAUAGCAAGCCAUAUUGGUAAAGCUCAAGGUUUAUCAAAUUUAAUUAGAUCUUUGCCAUAUAAUUUUAAAGAAAAAAUAGUUUUAUUACCAAGGACAGAAUUGUUAAAAUAUAGUGUUAGUGAAGAAAGUUUAAUGAGGAAUACAGUAAAUCCUGAAUCCUUAUCACAAAUAAUAUUUGAAGUCGCAACUAAAGCCAAUAAUCAUUUAAAUUUGGCUUCAUCACUUAGGGAAAAAAUUCCAGUGAAUUGUCAUUCAUUAUUUUUACCAGCAGUUCCUGUUCGAAUAUUUUUAAACAAAUUAGAAAAAGCAAAUUUUUACAUAUAUGACCCUAACUUGUAUAAAAAAAAUGGUCUUCUUCCAUUUUUUUUAUUUUGGAAUAAAAUAAGAAAGUCUUUUUAA